ACAAAAUUUUUAUUGCCUUCUGAGUUUUUGUCGAAACUUGUUCAUCUCAAUUUUGCUUUGUGAAGGAAAGUUUGUGAAAAUCCGUGAAAAUGGAGUGUUAUCCGUGGAAAGAGGGAGAAGAGCUGUAUGAAGAGGUCGUCGUUCAAGUAAUACCAGAGGAUGAGAUCAUUGAAUAUGUUGGAGAUUCCGUGAAUGUUGACGAAGAGUUGGAGGCCAGCGAGAUUAUCCUCGAGGAUCCACCGGUGAAUGAUCUGCCGGAAGUUCAGGAAGUUGAUGUGGUGACUGUUGAUUUCAGCUGCACGGGGGGAAAGACAAAGGGAAGGAGACCUAAAGGGAUCCUGGAUGAAGAUCACAAUCUUGUGCAUGAGACUAUGUGUCCCUACUGCAUCUUUUGGUUCCAAGAUGAGGAUGUCCUGAUGGAGCACAUGAAGAAUCACGUCGGGCCCAGGGAUCAGUGGUGUCACUUCUGCCACAAGCUCUUUGCCAUUAGCUACCUGAGGAAGCACAUGAAGGUUCACUUCAUCAAACGCUACUACCUUUCGGAUAAGACUGAUGAGAAGCAGAAGAAGCCACGCAGGGGAGGAACCCAGAAAGCUCAGGGAGCUCACGGAAAUCAAUCACUGAGGAGCGCACGAAUGCCACGAAAGGCUAAAGAGAUCACCCAGGAGGGACAGAAGGAUUCCAAUAAGACUGCCAAUUCACCCAAUCCAUCCCUAUGGAAUACUCCUCUGUUCAUUGAUUGCAACAAUCUGCCCUCCAAUUAAAUGCUCAGAGAUUUUCUUAUUUUCUUCUAGA
Messenger RNA from Lutzomyia longipalpis, 795 nucleotides. RefSeq lists its product as uncharacterized. The coding region runs from base 90 to 764 and encodes 224 amino acids. The transcript is spliced from 2 exons. Lineage: Eukaryota; Metazoa; Arthropoda; Insecta; Diptera; Psychodidae. The record is from RefSeq and is a predicted model, not a curated record.